AUGAGCAGCGGCGGCGUCAAGAGCAGGAACUUCCGCCGUCGGUCAGAGGAUGACGCCAAUGGAGAAGAGACGGCUCCAUCUUCCACCACUGCGGCGGCCGCCUCCACAUCUGGUGGCGGUAAGGGCGGGUCUACCGUCCAGACCCACACCCGUCCCGUAGUUAGCAAGCCCAGGAGCCUCCUCAGCUUCGCUGAUGACGAGGAGGGCCCAGUUCGCCGUUCCACCACGUCCAGGCCAACCUCCUCAUCUGCCGCCUCUUCCAGGCAUGCAUCUGUCCACAGAAUCACCUCUUCCAAGGACCGUGCUGCUGCCUCCCUCCCCAAAGUCUCCAGUCUGCAGCCUCAGACCGGGGAGUACACCAAGGAGAAGCUCCUCGAGCUCCAGAAGAACGCUCGGCCUCUUGGCAGUUUGCCUAAGUCGGCAGCCCCGCUGUCUUCAUUAUCUAUCCCUGUUGAACCGCCCAAACCGGCCAAAGCUGAAACCCCUGCCGAACCAGUCAUUGUUCUCAAGGGCCUUGAGGGACUCGUGAAAACAGUUGCAAUGCAGAAAGAGAAUGCGCCGGCAGUGCUGCCACCGCCACCGUCGCCUCAGCAAGAGAUGGAGGAGGAGAUGGCGCAACUGGACCAAGUGGAUGUGAAGGGCGAUGCAGCGAAUCGCAGGUUUGCAGGAUUGGACAUCAACGGGAAAGGCAAGGAUUCAUCUCCGAUACCUAACCAGGCCACGAUUAAUGCCAUUAGAGCGAAGAGGGAGCGGCUUCGUCAGUCUCGUGGUGCAGCGCCAGAUUACAUUUCCUUGGAUAGUGGCGCAGGACCUAGUGCUUCUUGUGGAUCUAGCGAUGAAGAAGAUCAUGACUUUCGUGGCAGGAUUUCUUUGCUUGGUGACAAAGAGGAGCAUGCAUCUAGGAAGGGUGUUUUUGAGAGCACUGUGGAGAAGACUGUUGAGGUGGAGAAGUUUGCUGUGGUGGCGGAUGUCAGAGAGGUAAUCGAUGAAGAAGAUGAGGAGGAGAGAAUAUGGGAGGAAGAGCAGUUCAGGAAAGGGUUAGGCAAGAGAUUUGAUGAGGCGUCAUCUGGCAAGCCUAUCAAUGGCCCCAUGCCGGCCCCCAUCAUCCAGUCGCAACCUGCUGUUUAUGCUGAAGCUUCUCUUCUGAAUGUCUCAAAGAGUCUGUCACUUGAUGCUGCCUAUGGUUUUUCAAAAAGUGCAGAGACCAUGUCCAUUUCCCAACAGGCGGAGGUUGCUACUCGAGCGCUCCGAGAGGGCAUUGGCAAGCUCAAGGAAGCACACAGUAGGACCCUGUCAUCUCUCGUGAGAACAGAUGAUAACUUGUCCGAGGCCUUAACAAAUAUCACCACUCUUGAGAAGUCUCUGUCAGAUGCAGAUGCGAAGUUCGUUUUUAUGCAAAAGCUCCGGGACUUCAUCUCCAUCAUGUGCAGUUUCUUACAGGACAAGGCGCCAUACAUUGAGGAACUGGAGGAGCAGAUGCAGACGCUCCAUGAAGAUAGAGCAUCGGCCAUUAGAGAAAGGAGGGACGCUGACAAUGCAGAUGAGAUGGCCGAAGUAGAGGCUGCAGUUAGUGCAGCAACGUCUGUGCUUAGCAGAGGCUCUUCAGCAGCUCUGGUCUCUGCUGCCGCCUCUGCAGCUCUGGCUGCUUCCGCUGCUGCAAAGGAAAGUUUGAAUCUCGCGGUCCAGCUUGAUGAGUUUGGGCGGGAUUUGAAUCGACAAAAGCGUCUUGACAUGGAACGGAGGGCUGAAGCCAGAAAGCGCAGGAAAGUUCAUUCUGAAUCCAAGAGGCUGUCAUCCACUGCAACUGAUACUACGUACGACCACAUAGAAGGAGAAUUGAGCACUGAUGAGAGUGAUAGUGAAGCUGGUGCGUACUCAUCAAGCAGAGAGGAAUUGCUUCAGACUGCAGAACUCGUUUUCAGUGAUGCAGCGGAAGAGUACUCUAAACUUUCUGUGGUUAAAGGACGGUUUGAAGAAUGGAAGAAGCUUUAUUCCAUGACCUAUCGGGAUGCAUACAUGUCUUUAAGUCUACCCCAUAUAUUCUCGCCAUACAUGAGACUGGAGCUUCUGAAGUGGGAUCCGCUCCACAAGCAGUCAGAUUUCUGCGAUAUGCAGUGGCAUGAUCAACUCUUCACUUAUGGGCUGCAGGAAAAUAAAGAAAGUUUUGACCCGAAUGAUCCCGACGCCAAUCUCAUUCCAGAUCUAGUGGAACAGGUAGCCCUUCCUAUAUUGCAUCAUGAAAUAAAAUAUUGCUGGGACAUCCUAAGCACUCGGAUGACAGAAAAUGCAGUUUUCGCUACCAACCUGGUCAUCAGCUAUCUUCAACCGUCCAGCAAGAAACUGGCGGAACUGGUCACCGAGGUUCGGAGUCGCCUCUCUGAGGCUAUCGAGAGUCUCAGCGUGCCCACCUGGAGUGCUUCAGUCAUAAGAGCCGUUCCCGAUGCAGCACGAAUUGCAGCAUACCGUUUUGGGAGGUCUGUCCGUUUACUGAAGAAUAUCUGUCUGUGGAAAGAUGUCCUCUCGGCGUCAAUACUGCAGGAGCUUGCUCUGGAUGCGCUCCUGGCCAGAAAAGUUGUUCCCCAUCUUAGAAGUGUGAUGCCCAAUUUACACGAUGCAAUCACCAGGACAGAGAGGGUGAUUUCUUCGCUAUCGGGCGUCUGGUCUGGCUCAGGCGUCACGGGAGACCAGAGUCAGAAGCUGCAGCUGCUGGUGGAGUGCGUGAUGGAAAUAGGGAGGAGGCUUGAGAAGAGGCUGGCAUCGGGCAUUGAAGAUGAUACUGUUGGGCUUGCCCGUCGUGUGAAGAAGAUGUUGGUUGGGCUCAACGAGUAUGAUAAGGCGAGGGCGAUUCUGAGGACCUUCAAGCUCAAGGAGGCGCUUUAA
This is a messenger RNA of Spirodela intermedia, 2880 nucleotides long. NCBI's taxonomy places the organism in Eukaryota, Viridiplantae, Streptophyta, Magnoliopsida, Alismatales, Araceae. The record is from the annotation of a GenBank genome assembly.